This is a messenger RNA of Megalops cyprinoides (Indo-Pacific tarpon), 2057 nucleotides long. Its product is annotated as potassium voltage-gated channel subfamily G member 4-like. Gene Ontology annotation, biological process: potassium ion transmembrane transport; protein homooligomerization. NCBI's taxonomy places the organism in Eukaryota, Metazoa, Chordata, Actinopteri, Elopiformes, Megalopidae. Gene Ontology annotation, cellular component: voltage-gated potassium channel complex; membrane. Gene Ontology annotation, molecular function: delayed rectifier potassium channel activity. The transcript is spliced from 3 exons. The coding region runs from base 368 to 1981 and encodes 537 amino acids. The record is from RefSeq and is a predicted model, not a curated record.
UUGUACAUCCGACUGAGUUACGAUUUUUGCAUGUGUUUUUACACAUCUCGGCUGAGACAGGAAGGGUGUUUUUUCUGCUGGAACUCAGGAAGUACAUUUCUGAAGUGCGGUCUCGCGAACAUGCCGUUGCCAUCCUUCUGGAAUGCCACGCGAUAAAAUAUGCUUUAAAAACAUUUUCGAGACGGUGAGAAAUAUUUUACCCACGCGCUGCCCUGUCUCUGAUCGUAGAUAAGUGUCUGUUCCUUGCUGUUCAUCCAGCGUCCAGCGCACGUGAGCUGAGGAAACCUUGCUGAGAGACCCAGGUGUCUACCUCUGACCCCGCCCCCCUCCCUCCACAGCCCCCCCGGCUGCCGGCCUCCAUGCCACCAUGCCCAUCAUCAGCAACGCCAACCAGGACUUCAGCAACCUCUCGGUCAGCGACGACAGCAGCCUGGACCGCAUCUUCACCGAGAUCCCCGAGACCGAGACCGUCAAAGGCGUGUACUACCAGCGUGCCCAGCUGAUCCGGCGGCCCGAGGACCUGCUGAGCGUGGACCACGGGGCGCUGGCCAUCAUCAACGUGGGGGGGAACCGCUACACCUUCCCCUGGAGCACACUGGAGCAGUUCCCGCUGACACGGCUAGGCCGGCUGCGUCUCUGCAGCAGCUACGAGGAGAUCGUGCAGGUGUGCGACGACUAUGACGAGGCGGCGCGCGAGUUCUUCUUCGACCGCAGCCCCUCAGCCUUCCGUGUCAUCCUCAACUACCUGGCGGCAGGUAAACUGCGGCUGCUGCGGGAGAUGUGUAUCCUGUCGCUCAGUGACGAGCUGGCCUACUGGGGCGUAGAGAUGGCCUACAUGGAGCGCUGCUGCAAGCGCAAGAUGUACACACGCACAGAGGAAGUGGCCGAGCGAGAGCGCAGGGAGGAAGAGUGGAGGCAGAGGAGUGCACAAGUGCGCCCCCCAGUGGAUGAGACCGGCUAUCGCAAGCUGAUGAGCUGGCUGAGGGACACAGUGGAGAACCCACACUCUGGGCUGCCAGGGAAGGCAUUUGCCUGCCUGUCGGUUCUCAUGGUUGCAGUGACAGUGGUCAGUCUCUGCAUCAGCACUAUGCCUGAUCUCAGGGAAGAGGAGGACAGGGGAGAGUGUUCUCAGAAGUGUUACCGCAUGUUCAUAGUGGAGACGGUGUGUGUGGCCUGGUUCUCACUAGAGUUCCUGCUGCGCUUCCUGCAGGCGCGCAGUAAGCUGGAGUUCAUCCGCGGCCCGCUCAACAUCAUCGACGCCAUGGCCAUCCUGCCGUACUACGUGUCCCUGCUGGUGGUGGAAGAGGACCCGUCACUGAGCCGCGAGCGGCCCGGGGGGGGAAAGGGCUACCUGGACAAGCUGGGGCUGGUGCUGCGGAUCCUCCGGGCCCUGCGCAUCCUGUACGUGAUGCGUCUGGCGCGGCACUCUCUGGGGCUGCAGACGCUGGGGCUCACCAUGCGUAGGAGCACGCGCGAGUUCGGCCUGCUGCUGCUCUUCCUCUGCGUGGCCGUCACCCUCUUCUCUCCGCUGGUGCACCUGGCGGAGAGCGAGCUGACCGGCAGCCAUGACUUCAGCAGCAUCCCCGCCUCCUAUUGGUGGGCCAUCAUCUCCAUGACGACUGUGGGCUACGGCGACAUGGUGCCACGCAGCAUCCCUGGCCAGGUGGUGGCGCUCAGCAGCAUUCUGAGUGGAAUCCUCAUCAUGGCGUUUCCAGCCACCUCCAUCUUCCACAUGUUCUCACGCUCCUACCAGGAGCUCAAGCAGGAGCACGAGCGACUUGUGAAGGAGGAGCGAGCUGCCGCCAUUGCCGCAGCAAACGCCGCGGCAGACGCCGCAGCAGAUGCAAACCAGGGCAUGACCCUCUUCCUGCCUCAGGGACGCUUGUACUCAGACACAGACCAUGUCCUCAUUCAGGAGUCUCUGUCUCUGCUGGAGUCUUCCAAAGACAACCAGCCAAGGCUCCCGGCUGGAGCUUUCUGACACCUCACCCAGCCUCAGGCCACUGAUGCCUGUACUAGAGGGCCGCAGUCUGUCCUCGGUCAUUAGUGUGAACACA